AUGUCCGCCCUGCAGGUGCAGAGCGCAGCGGCCGAAGCUAUGCUCGCGACCGAGCCGGUAUCGGUGACGCCCGGAUCGGCCGCGGGAACUCCGGCCAGCCCCGCGCGGCACUUCGUCGACUCCAAAUUUUACCUGCUGGUGGUCCUGGGUGAGGUGGUGACGGAGGGGAACCUCAAGUGCGCCGUGGCCGACAUCGAGAAGGGUAUCCGCUCGUGGGAUGCCAAUCUGAUGGACUGCAACCUGGACCAGGAACUCAAACUCUUCGUUUCCCGACAUUCGGCACGGUUCUCCGCAGACGUCAAAGGGCAGAGAAUUCUCCAUCAUAAAAGUAACGUCCUGGAGACAGUGGUGCUCAUCAACCCCUCAGAUGACACCGUCAGCAGCGAGGUUCGACUGAUGAUAUCCGACUCUGCCAGACACAAGCUUCUGGUCCUGUCGGGCCAAAGCACUGAAAGCACCGGUGAGCUCCUACUUCAGUCCGGAUCGUUUUCUUUCUCCAAAUUCAUCGACAUAUUUACUGACCAAGAGAUCGGUGAACUGCUGAGCACAAUUCACCCAGAAAACAAAGCCAACUUGACACUCUCCUGCCCCGAUCAAGGCGACUGGAAAAACUCCAAUCUGGACAAACACAACCUGCAAGACUUCAUCAACAUGAAGCUAAACUCGGCCCUCAUCCUCCCAGAAAUGGAGGGCCUCUCCGAGUUCACAGAGUAUCUAUCCGAAUCGGUAGAGAUCCUUACACCUUUUGACAUGCUGGAACCGCCAGCUUCCGGUGGAUUCCUCAAGCUGUCGAAGCCGUGCUGCUACAUCUUCCCCGGUGGCCGCGGAGAUUCUGCUCUCUUUGCCGUGAACGGCUUUAACAUGCUCAUAAACGGCGGAUCCAACAGAAAGUCCUGCUUCUGGAAGCUGGUGAGGCACCUAGACCGCGUGGACUCUAUCCUGCUAACCCACAUCGGCGAUGACAACCUGCCGGGCAUCAACAGCAUGUUGCAAAGAAAGAUGGCAGAGCUGGAGGAGGAGCAGUCGCAAGAUUCCUCGCCAAACAGCGACUGGGUGAAGAACAUGAUCUCACCGGAUAUCGGCGUCGUGUUUGUGAAUCUUCCAGAAAAUUUGGAAAACUUAGAACCUAACUAUAGAGUGCGCAGGAAUCUCGAGGAGGCGGCAGCAACUCAGCAGUUCCUCGCUAAGCUGAAUCUGAGAAUGGAACCGUUGCACCGACCUGUCGGAAACACUAUUGAACCCAUUAUUCUUUUCCAAAAGAUGGGGGUAGGGAAGCUUGAGAUGUAUGUGCUCAAUCCAUCAAAAAGCAGCAAGGAGAUGCAGCAUUUUAUGAAGCAAUGGACAGGAAGCGAAAAGGACACCACAUCUAUCCUGCUACCAAACGGGAAAGAGUCAGAGUUUCCUGUAUCUUACUUGACUUCUAUCACCUCAUUGAUCGUGUGGCAUCCCGCCAACCCUUUGGAGAAGGUCGUGCGUGUCCUCUUUCCAGGAAAUGCUACCCAGCAGCACAUCUUCGAAGGUUUGGAUAAGCUAAAGCACCUGGACUUCUUGAAACAGGCAGUCGUCACUCAAAAAGCCAUGUCUGUCGACGUACCUUCAACUCCACCACUUAAGCAAGCCAAGAUGAAAAACCGAACAGACAGUAAAGAGAGCCUGAGAUCGACCCCAAAGCCGUCGCCAAGCAAAGGUGUCAAGAAGGAAUCUAGAGAGGAGGUGGCGGAAAAAGCCAAGUCAUAUGUCGAUGAACUGUCUCAUGAAAAACCGCAAAAAACUGAGAAAAAGGAAAAGACCCCUCUGAAGAAAGAACGAGCAAAGGUCCCCGAGAAAGAAUCAAAGGUAAAACCGGACCAGAAAGAAACGCCAGAAAAAAAGACGCCUCAAAUUAAAGCAAAAUUGGAAAAGGAGAAGAUUCCCAAGAAAGACAUCAAAAUAUCUUCAGAGAAGAAAAAAGAUGUGAAAAAAGACAUAGUCAAAAAAGAGGACACUCCUAAAAGAGAACUUAAGAAGGAUGAAAAGGUGAAAAAAGAGGACGCAAAGAAAAGGGACAUAAAAAAGGACGCUAGGAGAGAUUCUCCCAUGAAGGAGAAAAGAGACGAAAAAAGGGAUCCGAAGAAAGAUAUUAAAAAGCUGUCAAAAGAAACCAAAAAGGUAUCUGCUUCCAGUGAAGACAAAGCCCUGUCCCCUAAACCAAAAACCAUGAAAAAAGAACUCUUAAAGAAAGAACCAGGCACCCCUUCAAAACUGAAAGCCAAAGGAGGUCCAAAAGUGACAAAAGCGGGUGCUGCCAAAAGUGCAGCUGCUUUCACAGCAAACCCAGAUGCAGAGAGGGCUGUUAUGUCUUCCCCAGAGGACCUCACAAAGGACUUUGAAGAACUCCGAGCAGAGGAUCUGGUAGAAGAUGCAGUUGCUGCCAUAGCCCACUAUAAAGAACCCAUAAAAAGCCCCCCUGAGUCACCCCCUGAGGAAUCAGUCGAUGAGGGUAUCGCCACAACCGAAGCUGAAGUGCAAAGUAGAGCAACUCCAGAUGAACAAGCUCAUAAGGGUGAAAAGUUUGAAGACGAAGGAACCGUGAUGGAGGAAGUGUCCGAUGGAGCCGAUUACGAAGAGAAAGGGGAAACCGAAGAGGUUUAUGAGCCACAGAGACCAGCAAGCGAUCAAGAAGGGCGCUGUGAAGAUCUAAGUGAUCACGAACCUGCAGAUGAUCACAACUUGGGUGAAAGUAUAACAGAGGGAAAGGAAGUGAGUGUUUCCUUGUCCCCCAAAGAGUCCUCCCCCGUUUCUCCCGCUGCAUCCAUCCACGAUGAAAUGAUUCCCGCCGCCAUCGAGAGCUCGACUGCCUCGGACGAAGCGCCCGAGGAGUUUACGGUCACCUCUGGCCUCACGCACUCCUCCGUGGAGAUCUCUAGCGUGCCUACUCCAAUGGAUAAGAUGCUAACUCCGAGGGAUGGUUUGAGUGAUGAAAUGGCCGAUGAUGGCACCGAGUCACCGUCUCCAGAGGUUAGCAGAUUUGCUAUGUCGCAAUCUGAAGAAUAUGAAAAGAACAAACUACCUUUAUCUGAGGGCCAAGACCACAAGCAUACAGUCUCGACAAUAUCUCCAUCUUUGAUAUCAGAAGACGACAAAUUUCCUCAUAAUGGGAACGCAGAAGGAUUUACUACAUUUCAGGAAACAUUUAAAGAGCAGGAAACAAACUUGGCAAGGCCAACUUCAACAUCACCUUUUGUACAUUCUCCUCCAAGUGACCAAAAAUACAACUUUGAUUCUCCAUCAACGUUUGCCACCCCUGUUGAACUUUCUACCACAUUAGCAGGGUGCACCAGAGCAAUGGCAGAUCCUACCCUCAGCCCAGAAGACAAAACACUGGAAGGGCCAAGCUCUCCUCAGUCCUCAGGUCACACACCCUAUUACCAAUCACCAGUUGAAGAAAAAGCUGGAGCUCUGCCACCCAUGUCGGAAAAUGAAGACCAUGGCCCGAUUAUUGUGGAGGUCACAAGUGACAAAGAGGAAUCUUCCAACAGGGAUACACCCGAGCCUGAUGAUAAAGAGGGUUUUUACCCCACUGAUAAUGUUGCCUCCUCUCCUAAAAGCCCAACUUCAACUGAACUGGACUCCCCGAAAAAGAAGGACCUAGAUCACAUUGACCAAUCAGUCUUUUCCUCAACAGCACAUGGGAGACAAGAAUCGGAUGCCCAUUCCAUCCCAGCUUUCAAAGAAGAGAGCAAGAUGUCCAUUUCUGAAGGUAGCACAUCAGACAAGUCCGGCACACCUCUGGAAGAAGUGGUGGCUGAGGAUGUGUUUUCACAUCUAGCCUCGGCAUCCACUGCUUCCCUCGCCACCAGCUCUUUACCCGAGCCGACCACAGACUCUCCUUCCCUUCACGCUGAGGUCGGCUCUCCUCACUCGACAGAAGUAGACGACUCCUUGUCUGUUUCGGUAGGUCAAACCCCUACUACCAUCCACGGGGCAGAAGUGGCAUCUCCAUCCAAGGAAGACUGCCCUCGGCCCAUGUCUAUUUCUCCAGAUAACUCACCAAAGACCAAAAUUGGCACACAGACUCAUGACGCAAAGUCACCUGAGCAUUCAACCGUCUCAAUGGAGUUUGGCCAGGAAUCUCCUGACCACUCCUUAGCCCUUGACUUUAGCAAACAAUCUCCAGAGCAUCUGUCGGCUGGAAGCAACUCCCGUGCCACUGAGAAUGGCCCAACUGAGAUUGAUGACAGUCCAUCGGCUGUUGCGAGAGCGUCCGAGGAGCAAACCUCUACAGUCGAGAAGCCUUUGCUUUUUGAAGACGCCGAUUCCGCUCGCGCUACUUCUGUGACGCCGUCGGACGCAUCCCAGUCCACUCCCUCCGUUACAACCCCAUGCCAAAUGACAGAGUUGCCCCUGAUGGUUGAGCAGACAGACAAAUCCCCAGUCACGCCGAAGGCAGCCUCUGUCACUCAUUCAGCCCCCCAUUCUCCCCAUUUCAGCGAAGCUUCUCCAGCUUCAGAAGGUCCCAUAGAAGUCGAUACCACCCCGAUUUCACUGGCUGCGGAACACAAAUGUGAUGAACUGGACAAAACCUCAAAAACAGCGUCACUCACCCACUCUGCUCCACAUUCACCCCAUUCCAGUGAGGCAUCCCCAGUGUUAGAAGGUCCCGUGGAGAGACGCAUCAGCCUCACUUCACCAUCUGCAGAGCACAAGUCUGACACACAAGAUAAGCCUGACAAAUCUCCCGAAACAAGCUCCCUAUCACCUUCAUCGUUAUGGUUUUCAGAUGAAGGGAAACCUUUGCCAGAAAAGGAGACCAACUCAUUUCUAUGCGAAAGUUCAACACUUGAAGUCAAAUCUCAUGAGAGCCCCAAUGUCUCUUCCCCGUCAUAUCUACCUCUGUCUCCACAUUCUCAGGAUACAGCCUGCUGCUUCAGGCAGCCAGAUUCCUCCAAGAUCAGUACAUCUGACAUGUCGAAGACAGACGUCGACCUCUGUUUAGUCACAUCGUGUGAAUACCGUCAUCCCAAAACGGAGCUCUCGCCAUCUUUCAUCAACCCCAACCCACUGGAAUAUUUCAUCAACGAGGACAGUGCGCUUGAGGAAGAGAAGCCUCUAGAGGUUGUUGGAGGAGGGCCUCCACCUCCAGGGGGUAAGCUUUCUGCCAAGCAAUGUGAGGAGACGCCUCCAACAUCCAUGAGUGAAUCCGCCCCCUCACAGACUGAUUCUGAUGUACCUCCAGGGACCGAGGAGUGCCCCUCUAUCACGGCAGAUGCUAACAUUGAUUCAGAAGAUGACUCGGAGACUCUACCCACUGACAGAACUGUCACCUACAGGCACGUUGAUCCUCUCCCAGUGGGGCGCAGGGACUCACCUCCAUCUGCGGGACCUCAUGAUGUCUGCAUGAUCGAUCCGGAAGCCCUCAAGGCGGAAGAAAAUCGCCACAAUGCUAACACAGAGGCCGCAGAAAAACCCAAGAAGAAAAAGCUGACCAAAAAGGCCUCGUCGCCAGCUCGGAAAACAGGUCUGUCAAAGGUGAAGGAUUCCAAGUCUGCCUCUCCUAAGAAGAGUCUUGGAGAAGGCAAAGAUGCCAAAAAUGCAACCAAUACAUCAGCUUCUCGAAGUACCAGUGGGAAGGCGAUGAAUGGUGCAUCGUUGUCUAACUGUCCUCCUGUGUAUUUGGAUUUGGUUUACAUCCCCAAUCACUGCAACGCUAAGAACGUGGAUGCUGAAUUCUUUCAGCGGGUGCGCUCAUCAUACUACGUGGUCAGCGGCAACGACCAGACGUCUCAGGAGCCCAGUAGGGCUGUCCUUGAUGCUCUGCUGGAAGGGAAAUCCCAUUGGGAAAACAAUAUGCAGGUCACCCUGAUACCGACCCAUGACACGGACGUGAUGAGGGAAUGGUACCAGGAGACCCACGACAGUCAGCAAGAUCUCAACAUCAUGGUCCUGGCCAGCAGCAGCACAGUGGUCAUGCAGGAUGAGUCCUUCCCGGCGUGUAAGAUAGAGAUGUAA
This is a messenger RNA of Nerophis lumbriciformis (worm pipefish), 5988 nucleotides long. Lineage: Eukaryota; Metazoa; Chordata; Actinopteri; Syngnathiformes; Syngnathidae. The record is from RefSeq and is a predicted model, not a curated record.